CUGCCUUUUCAUACAGGUUACUUCACCGAAUUGAUUCAUGUGUGAAAUUUUUGUCGAACAAAUUUUCCCAAGAAACAUGACGGAUAUCUGCGAGAAGGAUACUGAAAAAGACCGUCAAAUUCGGGAUGUACUCUGCGGCAUGCUCGAUUGCGUGAACUCUGGACUGGCUCCCGAAACGGUCCGCAUUUGCAUGGAGUUGAUGGGCCAUGGGGUCCAGCCCAAGCAAUUGGCGGAAAUCAUCAGGACACUGAAGCAGGAAGUGCCGGUGGUGGAAGUCGAAUCGGGGACUGUGACACCGGAAGAUAAGGAAACGGAGAGUGAUUCUUUAACAAUUGCCAGCAACGAAUUGAGCUUUGACUUGAUUGGCAAUCAAGGAUUGGACGCAGACUCGAGCUCCAACACUGGGCUGGAGGUAGACGCAAUUGCCAGCAACGAAUUGAGCUCUGACUUGAUUGACAAUCAAGGAUUGGACGCAGACUCGAGCUCCAACACUGGACUGGAGAUAGACGCAAUGGACAGCAACGAAUUGACCUCUGACUUGAUUGACAAUCAAGGAUUGGACACAGGCUCGAGCUCCAACACUGGACUGGAGAUAGACGCAAUUCCCAGCGAAGGAUUGGCCGAAAACUCCUUAAAUGUCACGGAAUUGAACCCAACAUCGACUGAAAACUCGAUCACCAUUGAAUCUGCCAAAAGCUCAAUCAUCAGUGAAGAAAUUAACAAGGAAUCCAACUCAGAUUUAAGCGCAAAGAACGCAAAGAACGAAAGAAUCUUAAAGAGAAUUAAAAACCCAAAAUUAAAAAGCGCAAUAGAAGAUAUUAUCUAUGAUUUGUCUGAUUAAAUUCACCUAAAAUUUAUU
This is a messenger RNA of Drosophila miranda, 859 nucleotides long. It is a transcript of the gene Mzt1, whose product is annotated as surface protein. Gene Ontology annotation, cellular component: gamma-tubulin ring complex. The record is from RefSeq and is a predicted model, not a curated record. Bases 38 to 841 code for a protein of 267 amino acids. Gene Ontology annotation, biological process: gamma-tubulin complex localization. The transcript has a single exon. Lineage: Eukaryota; Metazoa; Arthropoda; Insecta; Diptera; Drosophilidae.